Messenger RNA from Rhopilema esculentum, 829 nucleotides. The record is from RefSeq and is a predicted model, not a curated record. Lineage: Eukaryota; Metazoa; Cnidaria; Scyphozoa; Rhizostomeae; Rhizostomatidae.
AGAUCGUUGCGACGAGAACGAAGUUUUUUAAAUUCAUAGACCCCGAGAAAAUGGAAAAUAGUACCCUAAAAAUGUCAAGGGAUGUAUUUAUCUGGAAAAAUGUCCACGAUGAAUGCCUUGUUACUGAGCUUUUGGUUGUUGAGCCGUAUAACCACAAACCUGGCUCAAAGGAAAGGGGCCUAGCUUGGAAGCAGAUCGCUGAGAAUUUAAACUCUAUACCAGAGCAAGACUUCAGAGUCACAGCACGAUCGGUGAGAGAUAGAUUUUUGAAGCUUUUAGAAAACUUCAAGAAGAAUGAAGUUGCUGAGAAGAGAGCUUCGGGCAUUCAAUGGGUGGAGUACAACAAUUUGUAUCGUGGCAUGCUAGAUAUCAGCGAGAGGAUGGAAGAGGCGCAGCUUUCGUGGGCAGAAGCAAAAGAUAGGAUCAAGGUGAAUGAAGAUAAAGAAAAUAAGAAGGCAGAAGAUAUGCGAAUGAAAGCUGUCGAGCGUCUUGGGGAAACUAGAAAGAGAAAAGAAGAAGAGGAUGGGACAGAAACACCGAAGAGAAGGAAAAAGGCGUCUGAGGCAGUUGUACUCAUAGAGCAAGGGCUAAAGUUUAAGCAGGAAAAUGCAAAUCAAGAAAGAGAGUUGAAAAAAGAAGAGUUGAAUGAAAGGCGUUUAGCAAGGGAGAAUUUGUCCAAAAUGAUGGAGGGUCAACAGACCUUCAUGCAAAAUAUGAUGCAGCAACAGCAGCAAUUCAUGUUACAGAUGCAGCAGACUCAAAUGCAAACAUUAGCUGUUAUGAACGAAAUGAUAAGUACUAUCAAUAACACCAAAAACAAUUAAAGGUU